AGGUUCAGACUUGCUUUGCUUUUAUGGGGGUUCAAACUUGCUUCACUUUCAUGGGGGUUUAAACCUGCUUCACUUACACAAGGAUUCGGAUUUGCAUCACUUUCGCUUGAGUUGUGAUUUGCUUCAUUUUCAUAGAAAUGCAAAUUUGCUUUGUUUCACAGGGGUUUUGAUUUGUUUUGCUUUUACUGGAGUUUUCAUUUCUUCACUUACUUCACUUUCAAGGGAACUCUGA
Messenger RNA from Cetraspora pellucida, 232 nucleotides. NCBI's taxonomy places the organism in Eukaryota, Fungi, Glomeromycota, Glomeromycetes, Diversisporales, Gigasporaceae. The record is from the annotation of a GenBank genome assembly.